Falco peregrinus (peregrine falcon) is the source of this 2088-nucleotide messenger RNA. RefSeq names its product FA complementation group C (gene FANCC). The record is from RefSeq and is a predicted model, not a curated record. The coding region runs from base 193 to 1872 and encodes 559 amino acids. NCBI's taxonomy places the organism in Eukaryota, Metazoa, Chordata, Aves, Falconiformes, Falconidae. The transcript is spliced from 15 exons. Gene Ontology annotation, biological process: nucleotide-excision repair; interstrand cross-link repair; cellular response to oxidative stress. Gene Ontology annotation, cellular component: Fanconi anaemia nuclear complex.
AAAAGCUGUAAAUGUUGAUGUGGAUGUCAUGAAGUUAUUUUUAUUCUGAAGAAUACAUUUUUAUUUUUCUGUCAGGUGUGCUUAAUGCCAUAAAUACAUCUUUAUUCAGAAGAUCUUAUUCUGUGGCUAUCUCUGGGUUUGAGUAGUCAGAGAGAGAGGGAGAGAAAAGUAUGAGACUCUUGGGAUUGUGAAAUGGCCCAGGACACUACAGUGCCCAAACUGAACUUUGAAUAUUGGUUGGAUAAAGCUAUAAAAUGGGGUCAAGCCACCACACUGGAAUCCCAGAAGGAUGUGUGCUUUCACUUGCCCCAGCUCCAGGAGUUUCUGCAUCAGGUUUAUGAAACUUUAAAACACAUGGAUUCAGUUUUAGCAAUCCAGCAGUUCCCUUUAAUUGGCCAGCUUCUAGGAAGGCUUUGUUGGAAUCCUUUUGUUGUCGGAUAUGAUGAAAGCCAGAAGAUUCUGAUGUGGUGCUUAUGUUGUCUAUACAGCAGUGAACCACAGAACCCUGUGGAACUGAAGGCCAACAGCUGGAUACGGAGUUUACUGUGCCAUCUUCUUUCUUCUUCUAAAUGGGAAAGUAAUGAAGCUGAAACGAGUACAUUCAUAUCAACUCUUGGCUACACAUCAUCAGAUUAUUAUUGUCAGUUAAUUAAAAAUAUGGUCUUUUCGUUAGUAACAGAACUCGGAGAGAAUCAGUUCAAUGGACUUAACAUUCAGGGAAGAGUUUCAGCCAGUCGUGUGCAUGCCAUGUCCCUUAUCUGUCACCCUCUUGUUACUCUGCCUGAUCUAAUGCCAUUGCUGGAAACUCUCCUUCUUUACCAUGGAGGUGCAUCAAAAGAAAUUCUCAGUUCAGAGUUUCUGGAGGCUGUGAAUGAGGCCUUUUUAAAGAAGAAGAUCUCCCUCCCUGAACCAACUGUCUUCAGCCUCUGGCUUCGUCACUUACCAAGCCUUGAAAAAGCUACAUUGUGCCUUUUAGACCAGCUGGUUUCCAUUCAGAUGAAUUCACUGGAAGAAGUGGCUUGUGUCAUAAAAGACUCACUACUGCCCCAAGCAGCAAGCCAUCCUGCCAUUUUCAGAAUUGUUAACGAAAUUUUCAAGAAUGCACUGCUGGAAACUGAUGGAACUCCAGAAGUGAUGACCAUUAUACAGGUGUUUACACAGGUUUUCCUUCAGGAUCAUCAGAAUGAGAACAAGCAGCAUAAAUUUCCACUGAAGGCCUACUUCCCUUACCAUCACCAGCCUCUUGUAACAGCUUUACUGAGACGUCCUUUUGAAGUGCCAGCUACACACUGGUCUCAACACUUGAAACAUAUUUCAGAUAUGCUCAAAGCUUUAGUAGAAGAUAAAAACAUAAGUUCUCUUGCUGACCUUUUUGAAAUCUGGUUUUUGGUUGCUCAUUUUGGGGAAUGGCUGGAUAUUGCGGCAGAAGAAUUACUGAAGGGUGCUGUAGAACCGGAUGCUUUGCUGUGGCUGCUGGCAUUUUACUACUGUCCUCAGAAUGAAAAUCAACAAAGGACUCAAACAAUGGUAGAAGCUCAAGCAGUCUACAAUCAUCUAAUGAUGCUCUGCAGCUGUACAGUCCUCUCUGUCAAAGAUCUGGAGGCUGCUGUAUACAGUAUAAUGGAUACAGGGCAGUAUCAUAACCAGUAUCUUGUAACACAUCUUCUUACCAACUUUCUGCUUUUUUCUUCUGGUGGACAUAUGAUUGCCCAGGAAUGUAUUUACCAUAUUACUGAGACAACUGCUACAAGCAAAGAAGUGUGUAGCCUUCUUAUCCGUACUGCAUACAGAAUUAACCAUAACGGAGAAAAAAACCAAAGGGCCGUGAAGCUGCUGAAUGAACUUCUUCAAAAACUAACACUGAAAGUUUAGAUUUUUUCAUAUCAUCUAUUUAUCAAGCCAACAGAUUAGAUUUUUAUCCAGGUGUCAGACUUUCAUCAGUGUCUUGCACUGCAGGUUACUAAGGGCAGAAAUAUAUAUCUACGUAAGCAUACACCAAAUUCUUUCAUAUAUAUUUGAAAAUAAUACUUUGUUUGGAAAUAUUAAACUUUUAGAACGUAACUAAAUAUUAAAGAUGCUUGAAAAUUG